AGUUUGUUAUUCAACAUCUUUAUCAUGAUUGAAUCAGCUUUCAGAUUAUGACCUUUAAAUGUAUUUGCGAUCUCUCUAAGUUCCCAUUGUUUGUAUGCACAUAGCACAAUAUGAAUAUGAUGUAAUGGUUGUAAAAUACUCAAUCAUUAUGACUACAUUGAUGAAGUAUUCUAUAAAUGUUCAUUUCUGUCUUGUAAUGAUCUUUAUAUGUCAUAACUCUGACUUAUGUUAACAUUAUGAUGAGAGACCGGUGUGUUGAACUGUUUUUACCCCCGAGUGUGUCUGCAAUGUUGUUUGUUUCAUUGAAUCAGUGUGUGGGCUUGGAGUAAUGAGGGGUGUCAGAGUCACAGAUACUGACUCUUUACUCCACAUUUCUUCACUUUUUGGGGAAGUGCCCUCAACAAUCAUUAACCUGUUCUGAUUUGAAAUGGGCUCUUCACUCUAACAUUUUUAUUCCUGACAAAAUGUGGGUGAGAUAUCUCGGGUUUGUUAUUCUUUUCGGCCUUCCAGGAGCACUGCAUGCUCAGCCUUGUGGCGCUCCAGGCCUUGAUGGUGGUUAUUUUGUCCCGUUACAAGAAACAUAUUCUCAUGAAAUUGAGAUAACUUACGCCUGUGAUAGUGGACGUAAACCUGCAGUGGAGGGAUGGUGGGCAACAAGCACAUGUCAAAACGGGGUAUGGUCUCCUGAACCGCAAUGUAUAGGCGAAGAGGACUGCCUUCCACCUGAGAUACCCAACGCAAAAUUCAAUAAAAAACAAAACAGUUGGUAUAACGAAGGAAACACAAUAAGGGUAACAUGUGACAACGGAUAUGAGCUGAAGAACAGGGAUGCCACAGCCGUUUGUUUGAAUGGAACCUGGACCUCUGUUCCUGUCUGUGAGAUAAGUAACAAUACAUGUGGUGAACCCCCUCAAAUCCCCCAUGCAGUCAUCAUUGGUCAGAAAUAUCAGGCGAGUUUUGCUGCAGAUUCCAAAGUUAGAUAUAAAUGUGAAGAUGGAUACUCUGUGGAGGGAGCAGAAAGCAAAAAAUCCAUCUUCUGCAUAUCCGGAAGCUGGAGUGAACUCCCAAAGUGCAGCAGAGGGACCAGACAAAAUACUGGACACAGUAGCUCAGUAGAGGUCACCACAUCUGCUGGCAGUGGGACGCAAACUGUGGGUGGAGGUAGUGGAUCUUCAGCUGGAGGAACAGCUGGCGGACACCCUACAUCCACAGAAAGUGGGACACAACCUGGGGGUGGUGGCAGAGGAAGUGGGGAUGUUGUACAUGGUGGACCUACAAUUACAGGUACUACAUCCACCGGCAGUGGUACACAACCUGUGGACAGAGGAUCUUCUACCACAUCUGUUUCAAAUGACAGAAACAGUAAGCCUGCUUUCAUACCAGUCAACGAAUGCGGAGUCUCCCCAGUUAUUCCAAAUGGUGUUGUUGUGCAAACGGAGCGUAUGCAUUUGAAAUACGAAUGUAAUUCUUAUUACACACGAGUGGGACCAGACACUGUGGUGUGUACCAACGAUGGCAGAUGGUCAGAACUUCCCUCCUGCAAAGAGGCUUUCUGUGUCUUGGAUCUUGCUCAGUAUUCUGGGAUUGGGAUUAGGCAAACUGGAAAAGAAUAUAUUAAGGAAGGAGAGACGAAGAAUGUAUACUGUUCCUAUUAUGACUACGUCAUUUUUACUUGCACUCAGGGAAGAGUAACCUAUACCCAAUGUUGCGAGGCGUAUUAUCAUAACUAUGGACGCUGCUAAGAAAAAACAGCAGAGGAGCAACUGUAGGACUGUGGGGACUGUGGACAAAAGCCAAGUUGGAGGCUACGGAAAUAUCUCCAUCAGAAAAAAUUAAACUCUAAAACAUGUUGACAGAUUUGUGUUUUUUAAAUUUGUUUUAAACCAGAUAUUUCCCCCCCUAAAAAACAAUUACAAACAAACAUUUUUAACCGUCUGCUUUUUCGUGAUGAUAGUAACUCUGAAUGUGCUACUAACAUGAACAUUACAAUAUAAAGUUUAUAUGGCC
This is a messenger RNA of Labrus bergylta (ballan wrasse), 2007 nucleotides long. Its product is annotated as complement factor H-related protein 1. Gene Ontology annotation, molecular function: complement component C3b binding. Gene Ontology annotation, biological process: complement activation. The record is from RefSeq and is a predicted model, not a curated record. NCBI's taxonomy places the organism in Eukaryota, Metazoa, Chordata, Actinopteri, Labriformes, Labridae.